GCAGUGAGUCUAUGACGACAGAAAUGUUUUGAUUUUGAUUGUUUUUGAUCUUCUCUCUGAGUCGGACGAGAAGAGUUCUAACAACAACAACAAUCGUUGGUGGUUGGGGAGACGAUUUGCAAUCAGCUGGGAGACGGAAAAUUGCUGUUGGAUUGAUUGAUUUGUUCUCGUUAAAGCGCAAGGAGGUGAUUGUUAGACGCCCGUCUAAUUCACCCUGGACCACCAUCAACCUGGCGGACGGCACGGACGACGGUUAGGGAGGGAGCACUGGCAGCACUGCCACUGCCUGCGCCAUGGAUCACGCGGUACACGCCGCCCGCGGAAGACCAUGGAACAAACUGCGCUUCGAGAACAACGAGCUGGAAUGUCUCUACCAGCGGUACACGCUCAAACUGCAGCGCUUCUCCGUGACCGGGGUCGUUGCCCUGGUCGUGGUCCUGUGCGGCAUCAUGGCCGGACUCAGUCUCGGCUACAACCAGGCGCCGACGUUACAUAACGUCUUCAACUCGUUCAUGUGUCUGAUGUUCGCCGUAAUCCUUGCGCUGCUUCAGUUUCGCUUCAUCCGGGACUCGCACCUGCCGUACCUGUGCUACGGGAUCCUGUUCUUCACGGCGGCGUUCUGCUUCAUAUCGAUGCCCACCGUUGGGAUAGUGUUUCCCGUGGAUACUCGCGAAGUCAUGGCUGAAGGCGUGUGGCAGAUAGUGUUUGUGGUGUUCUUGGCGUACGCCAUGAUGCCGCUGCAGAUCUGGGAAGCGGUCCUAUUUGGGAUUAUUCUGCCGUCGAUUCACAUCGGGCUGACCGGGUACAACAUCUACACUGAGAAUUUCCAGUAUUUAGCGUAUCAACAGGGUUAA
Molecule: messenger RNA, 854 nt
Organism: Armigeres subalbatus
Lineage: Eukaryota; Metazoa; Arthropoda; Insecta; Diptera; Culicidae
Product: Ca(2+)/calmodulin-responsive adenylate cyclase-like
Exons: 4
Coding region: 294-854 (186 amino acids)
Biological process (GO): adenylate cyclase-activating G protein-coupled receptor signaling pathway; cAMP biosynthetic process
Cellular component (GO): plasma membrane
Molecular function (GO): adenylate cyclase activity
Source: RefSeq, a predicted model, not a curated record